AUGAAUCAGGAAACGAGCACAGGACCGCUCCUGACGAUCCGGGAUAUCAAAAAACAAUCGGUCAAUUUUGUUUUGGAAGGUGUAGAGCUUGCCUUUGCCAACUCUCUUCGACGAGUUUGCAUGGCUGAUUUGCCAACAAUUGCUAUUGACCUAGUCGAAAUCGAGAGCAACACGACCGUUCUACCCGAUGAGUUUUUGGCGCACCGACUGGGCAUGGUCCCUCUCGUGAGCACAAAUUGCGACGAGGCAUUGAGGUAUACAAGGGAUUGUACAUGUAUCUCCCGAUGCAAAUACUGCUCGGUCGAGUUAUACUUGAACGUUUCGUCGACAAACCAACCUGUUGACAUUACUUCCAACAAUCUCGAUGUUGUCCCUUCAGGUGGAGGCGAGUUUGGAGGGGAAGAUGAAGGAGAGGAGGGCGAUGAAUUGCAGAAGCGACCACCGAAUUUCGGGACACCUAUAGGGAAAGAUGAUCCGAAUGUUCCCCCUGUGUUGCUAUGCAGGAUACGAAAAGGGCAGGAGCUCAGGCUACGCUGUAUAGCCAAAAAGGGCACAGCAAAAGAACACGCCAAGUGGUCUCCCUGCACAGGUGUCGGCUUUGAAUAUGACCCAUACAAUAAGCUCCGACACACCACUUACUGGUACGAAGUUGACUCGCGCGCUGAAUGGCCGCUGAGCGAAAAUGCGAAAGAGGAGGAGCCCCCAAGAGAUGACGAGUCAUUUGAUUAUAUGGCUAAACCGGAGAAGUUUUACUUUGAUAUUGAGACAGACGGGAAGGUUGCUCCUAGAGAAGUCGUUUUAAAGGGGUUGAUUGAACUGCAAACUAAACUUGGGAACAUUAUUCACGGAUUGACACCUCGGAACGAAUUCGACGGAGACACAGGUGCUGGAGCUGCAAUUGUUCCUCAAACCAAUGGUGCACGUCAGCAAACAAACGGAUGGGGUGCUGCUGCAUCUCCCGCUCAAACUGGAGGAUGGGGAGCUGCAAGCCCAGGACAAGCUGCGGGUGGAUGGGGCUCAAGCCCUCGUGGAGGAGGCGGAGGAUGGGGCUCAUCUGCUAGUCCUCGGGGUGGUAACGGAGGAUGGGGGUCUAACAGCCCUGCCAAUUCUGGAGGCACAUGGGGAUCUGCAUCACCCAACAGGGGAGGCGGAUGGAACAUGUAA
This is a messenger RNA of Rhizoctonia solani, 1164 nucleotides long. Its product is annotated as DNA-directed RNA polymerase II subunit RPB3. Gene Ontology annotation, cellular component: RNA polymerase II, core complex. The coding region runs from base 1 to 1164 and encodes 387 amino acids. Gene Ontology annotation, biological process: DNA-templated transcription. Gene Ontology annotation, molecular function: DNA binding; protein dimerization activity; DNA-directed RNA polymerase activity. The transcript is spliced from 7 exons. The record is from RefSeq and is a predicted model, not a curated record. Lineage: Eukaryota; Fungi; Basidiomycota; Agaricomycetes; Cantharellales; Ceratobasidiaceae.